This is a messenger RNA of Candidula unifasciata, 223 nucleotides long. Lineage: Eukaryota; Metazoa; Mollusca; Gastropoda; Stylommatophora; Geomitridae. The record is from the annotation of a GenBank genome assembly.
CUAUGUGAGGUACUAAUUGGAUCUGUUGGAGAAUUCUGUGAUCCUGCAUUAACUGAUAUUUGCUACUGUGAUCAUAUAAAUACUACAACAGGCCCAGUUCACUUUGUUGUCAACCAUCCGGCACGGCUAAACUAUAGCAGAGGAGUCAUUAAAGCGCAUUGGCUGCGCGGCGAUGGUACUGCAGUAGACAGUGUCAAUAAUAUAACUCUUCCAGCGAUUUAUG